UAGAAUAUCAACUUCCGAUUACUACCGACAACUACCUGCUCAGCUGUCAGCUGUUUAAAAGCGAAAUACGCGCUUUGGAAAUUGAUAUUCGAUUUUUCAAUUCGAAAACGAAGCUUGUGAUUGUUCAUAGCCACGGUUCCAACGCACGCUUCAUUUCGUCCCCCUUUUAGUCGCCUCUUAUGACAGACAGGCGUUACCGUGGCCGUAUUCUAAUCCCCGAGCCACAGAGAUGAAAUAUUUGUUUAUAUUUAUACAAAUAAUUGUUUAAAGUUUCUUACAGGAUGAAAUGUGCUUGUUUCGUGCAUUUCAGUUAAAACGCUCUUCACCAUCAAUGUAAUGUAAUGCCCUUCUAUCGCUUGCUUCUCGCUUCGUGACAAUAAUAAAAAGGCGGGAAAUCUUUGUCAUAAUAUCGUCUUUCAUAAACGUCAAUAUCUUUUAUUGUAUUGUACCAAGUAUUGUAAGUAAAUAAGUACUAUGUGUAAUGUAAAUAUUUUAUCAUAAAACACUAAAUAACUAUGGCCGAUGAAAAAUUAGUGAAAACAGUACAAAGUACUUUCUCUCUAUAUGGUCUUGUCCUUUCAAGGAAACUUAGCAUUUCUCUUGCUAAGGAACUUUUAAAGGUAGAAGAAAAUGAACGCAUAAGUUGGCUCACACAGAUUGUGGAGAAAGUUUUAGCUGAAAAUUUAGAUAAUCCACACAUUAAUGUUGAUACUCUUAAAUUGGCAAUAGAAGAAUGCGUAAGACCAGAUACAUUAAAAUCCACGGAAACAGUGAUAAAUGUCAUAGAUUUAUUUAAUGCCCCAAAAAUUAAAUAUGACUUAUCUAAGAGAAAAUUUGUAUUGGAAACUAUUAGACCAGACAUAUAUACCGAAGCACGAUAUAAAACUGAAAUUUUCAAAAAUAGAUAUGAAUUACUUUGGUACAGAACUUUAAGACACGAUUUAUUUAGUCCUCCCAAGCUUGGUGAGAAAAAGGAUGAUUGGAUUGAAUUAGUACCAAUUGAACAUUUGUUAAGCGAAAAUAAAAGUGGAAAUAUUUGCGUAAUGGGUCUUUUAACACAAUUAACAGAGGGUCAGUAUUAUUUGGAAGACCUAGGAGGAACCAUUAAGAUUGACUUACGGAGAGCAAAUUUUCAGGAUGGUUUAAUUGUAGAAGCUUCUAUGGUAAUAGCUAGCGGGAAUUACAGAGAUGGUGUUUUAUAUGUGGAAGAAAUAGGAUUCCCACCAGCAGAAUCAACUCAUAAUGCACGCGUUGAUUUUGGUAAUGCCAACACAUUUGGUGGUUCCAACAAACUUUCUUUAAAGUUUUCAGAAAAAUUAAAACAUUACGAAGACAGCAAUAAAGAUGGAAUGAUUGUCUUUGUAUCCGAAAUGUGGCUAGAUGACGUUGUUGUUUUACAAAAAUUUAAAACUAUGUUAGCAGGAUAUGCCGAUUGUCCACCUAUAGCUUUUGUAUUAUGCGGACAUUUUUUAAGCUUUCCAACAAGUACAACAAGCUUAGAUAAAUUAAAAGAAGGACUCAAAGAUUUGAGCGAGAUAAUAAAGCAGUAUCCUGGUAUAAAAGAAUCUUCGAAAUUUAUUUUUGUGCCUGCUUCAGAGGAUAUAGGAUCAGCAAAAAUUUUACCGAGAUCACCACUUCCAAAAUGUCUAACUGAAAAUUUUAGGAAGAAUAUUCCUGGUGCAAUAUUUACUACUAAUCCAUGUAGAAUUCAAUAUUGUACAAAGGAAAUUGUAGUGAUAAGAGAAGAUAUUUUAACAAAAAUGUGUAGAAAUACGCUUAACUUUCCACAUACAGGCAACAUUUAUGAUCAUUAUGCCAAAUCAAUUAUUUGCCAAUCCCAUUUGACACCUAUAAGUCUUUCAAUAGUACCAAUAUACUGGAAGCUUGAUCAUGCUUUGCAACUAUAUCCAACACCUGAUCUGAUUGUAUCUGCUGACAAAUUUGAAUCAUAUGAAACGAAGCAAUCAAAUUGUCACAUAAUCAAUCCUGGAUUAUUUCCAAAGAACAAUUAUUCUUUCAAAGUAUACAUUCCAGCUCUAGAUCUGAUCGAACAUUGCGCUAUUCCAAAAGAUAUGAAUGAGGUUUGAUUACGAGCGCUGUUUAAAGGAUAUUCAACAAUAUAAUUCAUAAAAUCUUUCGUUCCUAAACGAACAAAUUACAUGCCAAUUUUAUACAAUAUUUAUUUUCACAUCACAAUUCUCAUCAGUUUUACAAUACUUAAAAAAUGCGUGUUCAGUUCAUAACUUAAUCCACAACAAUUUUUUUUCUUUCUUUUUUGUUUUUUUUUUUUUACAACUAAAGUAAGAGCAUAUUAAAUUAAGUUCGAUCAUCGAAAAUAGCUUAAUCACUCGUUGAGGAUACUGGGGUAAUUUGUUGGUCCUCCGUGUCCUAUAAUACAGCGAAAGAGAAAUUCAAUAACUUACUAACGAUAGUCUUAUCGAACAAAUAAGUUUAAUAUUUAACAUAAUACACCUCAGAAAAAAAGAACUCAACACACUCUUUUUACUUCUCUCUCAGAUUUGACUAACGAAGUUGUAUCUCAGACUUUCUAUGUGGGACACAGGAAGUACGCAUUUAUUUUUUGUUUGUUUUUUGUUUACUUUUGUUCUCUUACCGAUUUAUAUAAAUAGAUACAUACAAUAUUAAA
Molecule: messenger RNA, 2647 nt
Organism: Osmia bicornis bicornis
Lineage: Eukaryota; Metazoa; Arthropoda; Insecta; Hymenoptera; Megachilidae
Gene: DNApol-epsilon58
Product: DNA polymerase epsilon subunit 2
Exons: 4
Coding region: 516-2087 (523 amino acids)
Biological process (GO): DNA-templated DNA replication; error-prone translesion synthesis
Cellular component (GO): epsilon DNA polymerase complex
Molecular function (GO): DNA binding
Source: RefSeq, a predicted model, not a curated record